Molecule: messenger RNA, 1995 nt
Organism: Ochotona princeps (American pika)
Lineage: Eukaryota; Metazoa; Chordata; Mammalia; Lagomorpha; Ochotonidae
Gene: FUS
Product: FUS RNA binding protein
Exons: 14
Coding region: 185-1834 (549 amino acids)
Biological process (GO): regulation of DNA-templated transcription
Cellular component (GO): nucleus
Molecular function (GO): transcription coregulator activity; RNA binding
Source: RefSeq, a predicted model, not a curated record
GGCCGGCGUCUGGCCCUGCUUCCCCCGCAUCGUGGGCACAGGGUGGUACAGUCCUCCGCGGAGCGUGGGCGGGGCGGCCUAUUUAAGGCCGGGCGCAGGGGGCGGGGCCGCUCAGUCCUCGCGGCGUCAGCGUGUUGUGCGGUCGGGAGCGUGCUGCUGGGCGGCCGAGCGCGCUUGCGCGGACAUGGCCUCCAACGACUAUACCCAACAAGCAACCCAAAGCUACGGGGCCUACCCCACCCAGCCUGGGCAGGGCUACUCCCAGCAGAGCAGUCAGCCCUAUGGCCAGCAGAGCUAUGGCGGCUACGGGCAGUCCACGGACACUUCCGGCUAUGGCCAGAGCAGCUAUGGCUCCUCGUACGGACAGACACAGAACAGCUAUGGCACUCAGUCAGCUCCCCAGGGUUAUGGCUCGACUGGCGGCUAUGGUAGCAGCCAGAGUUCCCAGUCGUCUUACGGACAACAGUCCUCCUACCCUGGCUAUGGACAGCAGCCAGCUCCCAGCAGCACCUCAGGAAGUUACGGCAGCAGUUCUCAGAGCAGCAGCUACGGGCAGCCCCAGAGCGGGGGCUAUGGCCAGCAGUCUGGCUAUGGCGGACAGCAACAAAGCUAUGGGCAGCAGCAAAGCUCCUAUAACCCCCCUCAGGGCUACGGGCAGCAGAACCAGUACAACAGCAGCAGCGGAGGUGGCGGAGGGGGUGGCGGAGGGAGCUAUGGCCAAGACCAGUCCUCUAUGAGUGGUGGCGGCGGCGGCGGCUAUGGCAGUCAGGACCAGAGCGGUGGUGGCGGUGGCUACGGGGGAGGCCAGCAGGACCGAGGGGGCCGCGGCAGGGGCGGCGGCGGUGGUUACAACCGUAGCAGUGGCGGCUAUGAACCCAGAGGCCGAGGCGGCGGCCGUGGAGGCAGAGGCGGCAUGGGCGGAAGUGAUCGUGGUGGCUUCAAUAAAUUUGGUGGCCCUCGGGACCAGGGAUCACGUCAUGACUCGGAGCAGGAUAAUUCCGACAACAACACCAUCUUCGUGCAAGGCCUGGGCGAGAAUGUCACCAUCGAGUCUGUGGCGGAUUACUUCAAGCAGAUUGGUAUCAUCAAGACAAACAAGAAAACGGGGCAGCCCAUGAUUAAUUUGUAUACAGACAGGGAAACUGGCAAGCUGAAGGGAGAGGCGACAGUCUCAUUUGAUGACCCACCUUCUGCUAAAGCAGCUAUCGACUGGUUUGAUGGCAAAGAAUUCUCUGGGAAUCCCAUCAAGGUUUCAUUUGCUACACGCCGAGCAGACUUUAAUCGGGGUGGUGGCAAUGGUCGUGGAGGCCGAGGGCGAGGAGGUCCCAUGGGCCGCGGAGGCUACGGUGGCGGUGGCAGUGGUGGUGGUGGCCGAGGAGGAUUCCCCAGUGGAGGUGGUGGUGGAGGAGGACAGCAACGAGCUGGGGACUGGAAGUGUCCUAAUCCUACCUGUGAGAACAUGAACUUCUCUUGGAGAAACGAAUGUAACCAGUGUAAGGCCCCUAAACCAGAUGGCCCAGGAGGGGGACCAGGAGGUUCGCACAUGGGUAAGAAAGGCGCAGCUGGUAAUGAGCACAUGGGACAGACAGCCUUUAUCAGGCAGGGAGGUUGGGGUGGAAAUGUGAAUUAUAUUUCUUGUUUUCUAGGGGGUAACUAUGGAGAUGAUCGACGUGGUGGCAGAGGAGGCUAUGAUCGGGGCGGCUACCGGGGCCGCGGCGGGGACCGUGGGGGCUUCCGAGGGGGCCGGGGUGGUGGGGACAGAGGCGGCUUUGGCCCUGGCAAGAUGGACUCCAGGGGUGAGCACAGACAGGACCGCAGGGAGAGGCCGUACUAGUCGGACUCCUAAGGUUCUGAAGUGGCUUUUCUUCUGUACCCAGUGUUACCCUCGUUACUUUGUAACCUUCCAACUCCCGGAUCACCCAUGGAUUUUUGUGUUGGACUCUGUAAUUGUAACCAUACCUCUGGUUCCCAUUAAAAACCAUCAUUUUAGUUAAA